Lutra lutra (Eurasian river otter) is the source of this 4087-nucleotide messenger RNA. It is a transcript of the gene RNF20, whose product is annotated as ring finger protein 20. The coding region runs from base 221 to 3148 and encodes 975 amino acids. The transcript has 20 exons. Gene Ontology annotation, cellular component: HULC complex; nucleus. The record is from RefSeq and is a predicted model, not a curated record. Gene Ontology annotation, molecular function: ubiquitin protein ligase activity; metal ion binding. Lineage: Eukaryota; Metazoa; Chordata; Mammalia; Carnivora; Mustelidae.
GACGUCACUUCCGCCCGGCGGAGCUGAAGCGCCUUCUCUUCUUCUUUCCCUUCUUCCUUUCCUUGGCCCCGCUUCCCGGAAGCUUCGAUGGGUCCUCGCCUGCGGGUAAGGGGUGAGACGUGGGGCCGCUGAGCGGACCUUGGUGAAUAACUGCCCGAGUUCCGCUGCCCAGCCGCGCGAGUUGCUAGAACCAGGAAGACUGCUGUCAUCUGGUGCCAAGAUGUCAGGAAUUGGAAAUAAAAGAGCGGCUGGAGAGUCUGGCACAUCCAUGCCUCCGGAGAAGAAGACAGCUGUUGAAGAUUCAGGGACCACAGUGGAGACGAUUAAGCUCGGGGGUGUCUCUUCAACGGAGGAGCUAGACAUUCGUACACUGCAAACCAAAAAUCGCAAGCUGGCAGAAAUGCUGGAUCAGCGUCAGACCAUUGAAGAUGAACUCCGUGAGCACAUCGAAAAAUUGGAACGAAGACAGGCCACCGAUGAUGCCUCACUGCUGAUUGUCAACCGGUACUGGAGUCAGUUCGAUGAAAACAUCCGUAUCAUCCUUAAACGCUACGAUCUGGAGCAGGGCUUGGGAGAUCUCCUCACGGAGAGAAAAGCCCUUGUCGUGCCGGAACCAGAACCGGACUCUGAUAGCAAUCAGGAGCGGAAAGAUGACCGAGACAGAGGGGAAGGGCAAGAGCCAGCUUUCUCUUUCCUUGCUACUCUGGCCAGCAGUUCCAGCGAGGAAAUGGAAUCUCAGCUGCAGGAGCGUGUGGAGUCCUCCCGCCGAGCUGUGUCCCAGAUUGUGACGGUCUAUGAUAAAUUACAAGAAAAAGUGGAGCUCUUAUCACGGAAGCUGAACAGUGGAGAUAAUCUGAUCGUGGAGGAGGCAGUGCAGGAGCUGAAUUCCUUCCUUGCCCAGGAGAACAUGAGGCUACAGGAACUGACAGACCUCCUUCAGGAGAAGCAUCGCACCAUGUCUCAGGAGUUCUCUAAGUUGCAGAGUAAAGUGGAGACAGCUGAGUCACGAGUGUCUGUCCUUGAGUCCAUGAUCGAUGACCUGCAGUGGGAUAUUGACAAAAUUCGAAAGAGGGAACAGCGACUCAACCGCCACUUAGCAGAAGUUCUAGAGCGGGUGAAUUCGAAAGGCUAUAAGGUAUACGGAGCAGGGAGCAGUCUCUAUGGCGGCACGAUCACUAUCAAUGCCCGGAAGUUUGAGGAGAUGAAUGCAGAGCUUGAGGAGAACAAAGAGCUGGCCCAGAACCGCCACUGCGAGCUGGAGAAACUCCGGCAAGACCUGGAGGAGGUCACCACCCAAAAUGAGAAGCUGAAGGUAGAACUGCGGAGUGCGGUGGAGGAGGCGGUUAAGGAGACCCCAGAGUACCGCUGUAUGCAGUCGCAGUUCUCCGUCCUGUACAACGAGAGUCUGCAGUUGAAAGCGCAUUUGGAUGAGGCUCGGACGCUGCUUCAUGGCACCAGGGGGACCCACCAGCGCCAAGUUGAGCUCAUUGAGAGAGAUGAGGUUAGUCUUCAUAAGAAGCUGCGGACCGAAGUAAUCCAGCUGGAAGAUACGCUGGCCCAGGUCCGCAAGGAGUACGAGAUGCUGAGGAUAGAAUUUGAGCAGACGCUGGCCGCCAAUGAACAAGCAGGCCCCAUCAACCGGGAGAUGCGUCACCUCAUCAGCAGCCUCCAGAAUCACAACCACCAGCUGAAAGGCGAGGUCCUGAGGUACAAGCGGAAACUGAGAGAAGCCCAGUCUGACCUGAACAAGACACGUCUGCGCAGCGGCACUGCCCUCCUGCAGUCUCAGUCCAGUACUGAGGACCCGAAGGACGAGCCCGCGGAGCUGAAGCAAGAUUCCGAGGACUUAGCUGCCCAGUCCUCCGCAGCAAAGGCAUCUCAGGAGGAAGCCAGUGAAAUCAAGUCCAAACGGGAUGAGGAAGAACGAGAACGAGAAAGGAGGGAGAAAGAGAGGGAGAGAGAAAGAGAGCGGGAGAAGGAAAAGGAGAGGGAACGAGAGAAGCAGAAACUGAAAGAGUCAGAGAAGGAAAGAGACUCUGCUAAGGAUAAAGAGAAGGGGAAACAUGAUGAUGGGAGGAAAAAGGAGGCAGAAGUUAUCAAACAAUUGAAGAUUGAACUGAAGAAGGCACAAGAGAGCCAAAAGGAGAUGAAACUAUUGCUAGAUAUGUACCGCUCUGCCCCGAAGGAACAGAGAGACAAAGUUCAGCUGAUGGCAGCUGAGAAGAAGUCUAAGGCAGAGUUGGAAGAUCUAAGGCAAAGACUCAAGGAUCUAGAGGAAAAGGAGAAAAAGGAGAACAAGAAAAUGGCUGAUGAGGAUGCCUUGAGGAAGAUCCGGGCCGUUGAGGAGCAGAUAGAGUACCUGCAGAAGAAGCUGGCCAUGGCCAAGCAGGAGGAAGAGGCUCUCCUCUCAGAGAUGGAUGUUACAGGCCAGGCCUUUGAAGACAUGCAGGAGCAGAAUAUCCGUUUAAUGCAGCAGUUGCGGGAGAAGGAUGAUGCAAAUUUCAAGCUCAUGUCUGAGCGUAUCAAGUCCAAUCAGAUCCACAAGCUACUUAAAGAAGAGAAGGAGGAGUUGGCUGACCAGGUUUUGACUCUAAAGACUCAGGUUGAUGCCCAGUUACAGGUAGUAAGGAAAUUGGAAGAGAAGGAACAUCUGUUACAAAGCAACAUUGGCACGGGGGAGAAGGAGCUGGGUCUUAGGACUCAAGCCUUAGAGAUGAAUAAACGCAAGGCGAUGGAGGCAGCCCAGCUGGCAGAUGACCUCAAAGCGCAACUGGAGUUGGCUCAGAAGAAGCUCCAUGAUUUUCAGGAUGAGAUCGUGGAGAACAGUGUCACCAAAGAAAAGGACAUGUUCAAUUUCAAAAGAGCCCAGGAGGACAUCUCUCGACUUCGAAGGAAGCUGGAGACCACAAAGAAACCAGACAAUGUGCCCAAAUGUGAUGAGAUCCUGAUGGAGGAGAUUAAGGAUUACAAGGCACGCCUGACCUGUCCAUGUUGCAACAUGCGUAAAAAGGAUGCUGUGCUGACCAAGUGUUUCCAUGUUUUCUGCUUUGAGUGUGUGAAGACACGCUAUGACACCCGUCAGCGCAAAUGUCCCAAGUGUAACGCCGCGUUUGGUGCUAAUGAUUUCCAUCGCAUCUACAUUGGUUGAGCCAAGCCAAGAGAAGAAGAGGGAAUGGCUAGACAGGCACUUCUUCAUUAACCACCAAACCUCUACCUCUUCUCUCCUUGACUGUCACCUAAGGGCAGUUUGUCUGUCAACGACCUUUCCUUCAUAGACUUUACGUCCAGGUUCUCCUCUCUAAUAGCUAGAUGACUUCAGGGAAAAGGACUGGUAAAGGCAAGUCUUGGGUUUUGGAAUGAAUUAGAAACAAACAACCCUCAUUUGUCUUCCCCACCAGCUUCUUUCUUUCCUGCUUUUAGAUUUCUCAGCAUUUUCUUCUUCAGGCUUACUAUAUAAUUUUGGAUUUCCAUUCCUCCUGAAGAAAUAAAUUGAUAUUUUCGACACAGAGAAGGGAACAGAGAAGAGUGGAGACAUAUGGCUAUUUUGCGGGGUGAGGGGGAUCUUUUAGAAAUAAGCUCUCUGUGGGCACAAAUAUUUCUUGAUUUGUGUAGUAAACUUUUUGUAAAGUUGGAUUAUAAAAUGGUAUAAUUGUGCUAUUUUUUCCUGGAUAGUUUGAAGCCUUAAUGAAAUUACAUCCAGGAUGAUUCAGUCCAUUUCCUAUUCACUAACAAAGUAACUUGUUAAGGUCAGCUGGGUUCCAUGUUAAAGUUAUUUAAGUUUUGAAAUGUCCUACUCAUUAAAAAAUCUUACUUCUUGAGGCCAGAAUACUUUCAAAUUCAUUAGCCCUUUUUAUCUUACAAUGAAAUCAAGCUUGGAGAGGAUGGGGAACAGGACUGAGAUGAAGAAGAGAUCUUCUGGGUACUCUGGAAACUUAAUACAGGGAGGCCUUAGUGAGCUAUGAAUUACUCUCAUCUGCCUCUCCACAGGGAUUGCUGUGAUCCCUUUUUUCUGGAAGAUUCUCUGUAAUAUUUCUGUAGGACUUUAUACUCCCCAAGCUUCAAUUAAAGCAGGAUUUGGUUUGCUUUA